AUGGCCUAUGUGAAUGUCACAUGCACUUUCCUCAAUAAAGACUAAGUUGUUUUGAAAUGUGAAAUCUAAAAUAUUAGAAAUGAAUUGCAUAAAAAAGUUCAAAAUAUCUCAUUUGAUAAUAUUCUUUUGAUUGAUGAGAAUGAUUAAGUGUAUACCGCAACCAGUGCUUUAUAUUAAUCAAAAAUAAAUUAGAAAUAUUAGUAUUUCUUUAAAGUUUGGGAUGCUCUUCAACUUUACAGAGAGCAUUAAGAAUUAAUAAAAAUUAAGGAACAUAAUUAUAAAAAAUUGCAAGAGAUGGAAUAAAAAAUUAAAAAUUUAGUUGAAGAGGAGAAUGAAAAAGAAAAAUAGCACAAUUUGGAAAUAAAAUAAUUAUUUGAAAAUAAUAAAACUUAAAGUGCUGACAUCCUUAGCUAAAAGCAAGUAGAAAUGGAAAAAAUGAAAGCUGAUAAAGAAAAAUAAAUUCAGGAAAUUUAGGAAAAACAUGAUAGGCUGGAAUUAGAACUAAAUUAGAUGAAUACAAGAUGUAACAACCUAGAAUAAAAUAUUUAGUAGUUAUAAGAAGACAUUUAAACAUAAUAAAGAAACUAUGAGAUAUAAUUAUAAAAAAAGAAUGAAGAAAUACAGAAUGAAAUAAAUAAAAAGAAUUAAGAACUAUAGAAUUUAAAUGUGUAGUGGCAAAAUUAUUUUAAUUAGGUGACCACUUAAUGUUAAUAACAAUUUUCACAACAGAUGCAAUUGGCCACUAAUGCAAACAAUGAAUUAGUUGCAUAAAUAGAUCAUCUUUAAAGAGAACUUGGAGAGGAAUCAUUAAAUUCAAAAGCUGAGAUAGAUAGACUAAAAUUAUAGUUAAAAUCAGAAAAGGAAAAAUUAUUGAGUGCUAACGAUAGUAUUUAUUAGUUAGAAAGUAAUGCUACAUAGUUAAAUGACAAAAUUAGAAAGUUAGAUAAAGAUUUGAAACUAAGCAAUAAUAAAAUUAAUGAAUUAGAUAUGAUUUAUAGAACAACAAAUAAUAGCGCUCAAGACGCAAAUACUACUCUUGGUUAAAGAGACAUAGAGAUAAAAAAAUUAUAAAGUGCAAAUAAGAGUUAAACAGCUCAAAUUGAGGAAUAUAUAGAAGAGCUCGCUAGGUUAUAAAAUUCAAAAUAAUAGUUGGAAGGUAAAGCAAGUAGCUAACAGUAGCAAAUUACAGGAUUAAAUUCAAAAAUAGAUGAAUUAAAUGAUGAUAUUGAACGUCUGAAAGGAGAAUUAACAAAAAAAAAAUAAGAAUAUGACAAAUAAACUGGCGACUUGAGGUUAUUAUAAUAAUAAAAGGAAUUUGUUGAAACAGAAUUAAAAGAUUUAAAAAGUUAAUUAUACUAAACCAAGGAAUAAUUAGAAUAAUAACAAAGUGGAGGAUAAAGCAAUGAAAAGCAAAUAUCACAACUCAAAACUCAAAUUAUUAAAUUUGAAUAAGAAUUAAAAACAGCUCAAAGUUUAAAUAAAGAAAACUAAGACACUGUAAGAUAAUAAAAAUUAAAAUUGUAAGAAAAAGAUGGGUAAAUAGGCUAAUUAGAAAUUAAACUACAAUAAAUUGAAAAAUCAUUAAAGCUAAAAGAGGAAUAGCUUUUAAGUGAUUAAGCUUAAAACAAAAAAUAUAGAGAACAAAUGGAUGAAACUAUUAAAUUAAUAAAGCAAGAGAUGGAAUUAACAAAUUUAAAACUAAGUGUCAAAGAACAUAUUCUUUCAAAAUUAUCUAGGCAAGAUGAUAAAUAUCAAGAUAAAGUAGUUGGUGUUAUGGAAAAAAUUAUGUCAUCACCUCAUAAAAUUAAAGAAUUUAAUAAAGAUUAGAAUGCUAAUCUUGACCUGAAGGAAUAUGAUAUUUUUGAAAUAACUGUUGAAUCUGAUUAAGCAAAGCAACUUUUGAUUAAGAAUUAAUAUUUCUUAUUUGAAUAGUGCUUAAAAAAGACUCCAAAAGGAAAUGUGAAAUUAAAUAGAAGUCUAUAACCAAAUGCUGAGUCCACAUUUUUUAAGGGUUAUUUAAGUAUUGUGACUGAGGCAACCUAAGAUGAAUUCAAAGGAAAAUUCUUAUUAAGAAAAGAUCUAAUAUCUUAAAAUUUACCUUUUAUUAAUAUAGAUGAGGCAGCUUAAAUGUCUAAAAACAACUUCUUAUGCUAAUUUUUGAUGGAUUAAUAUAAUAAAGUCUUAAGAUCAUAAAAAUUAAAAGAGGGAGACUAUAAAAUCGCCAGACAAUUUGUAUUAAAAGAUAAAGAUAAAGAAGAAUACUAUUAUUGUGAAAUGGUUGAGGAAGGGGAUUUUAAAAAGAUUAAUGGUGGAGUAUUUAUACCUAAAGAUAAAAUAGAAGCAGAUUCAUAUUUUAAUGCCUUCUCUAAAUAUGUAUAUGCAUUUUCAAAGGAAGGUUAUAUUAUAUCUCAUCUUUAAAUUUGUGGAAAAUUUGUUUAUGAUAUGAUAGUUAGUACAAAUUAUAAAGGAUUGUUUUCAACUUUAGAUUAAGGAUAAAGUGAAAUUGGAUAGGUUUUAGAAAUGAUUAAUGCCUUAAAAUAAGAUGAAAUUAAACUCCAUUGGAAUCAAAAAAUAGAAGAUGUUGCUAAAGAGGGACUUAAAUGAGAUAAUCUAAAUAAUCAAUAGUAUAAAAUAUUAAAAUAAUAUGAAAUUA
This is a messenger RNA of Paramecium tetraurelia, 2653 nucleotides long. RefSeq lists its product as uncharacterized. The record is from RefSeq and is a predicted model, not a curated record. The transcript has 2 exons. Lineage: Eukaryota; Ciliophora; Oligohymenophorea; Peniculida; Parameciidae.